AUGUUCCGUCCCGCCUCCAGAGUCCUCCUCCGCGCCCCGGCCACAGCCCGUGGCCCGGCCAGCAGACGAUUGAUAAGCACCGCUCCCGCCGAGGCCUCCAAGUCGAGGAGCUGGAAGAACACCGCCGUCCGACUGGGUCUGGCGGCCGGUGCUGUCUACUAUUAUAACACGGCCAGCGUGUUCGCCGAGCCUCCUUCCUUCUCCCUCCGCGAACAAAUCACCACCUCCGAACCCGCCACCUCUCUCACCCUCGACUCCGUCAAGCCCAAGAUCCGCGCCCAGAAGGAAUCCGAAUCCCAAUCGAAACCCGCCCCCUCUCCGUCCGCCGAUGCGCCGCAACAACAACAACCGUCCGGCUCCGACGCCGCCGUAAACCCCCAAGAGCUCGAGGAAGAAGCCAGCCAGGAGGCCGCCUUUAACCCGGAAACCGGCGAGAUUAACUGGGACUGCCCGUGUCUGGGCGGUAUGGCGCAUGGGCCUUGCGGAGAGGACUUCAAGGCUGCGUUCAGCUGCUUCGUGUUCUCGACUGAGGAGCCCAAGGGUAUUGAUUGUAUUGAGAAGUUUAAGGCCAUGCAAGAUUGCUUCCGCCAGCAUCCCGACGUCUACGGAGCCGAGAUCGACGAUGACGAGGAAGCCCCCGCUGCUCCUCCCGUGAGCGCCGAAGACGCCCCCGCCGCCGUCGCUCCUCAGUCCACGGCUUCCGCCGCGGAGAUCGAGGCCUCGUCGCAUCCGGAUGAGAAGCGCGCUCGCGCCAAGGAGACCGUCGCUGAGACCAAGACCGUCGCGGCCGGUCAGCCUGAGCUGGCGGAGAGCGACGAGCUGUUGCCCAAGGCCUGGCACGACACGGAAGCUAAGAACGAGCAGUCGGAGAAAUAA
This is a messenger RNA of Aspergillus steynii IBT 23096, 876 nucleotides long. Its product is annotated as coiled-coil-helix-coiled-coil-helix domain-containing protein. Gene Ontology annotation, molecular function: protein-disulfide reductase activity. The record is from RefSeq and is a predicted model, not a curated record. The transcript has 3 exons. NCBI's taxonomy places the organism in Eukaryota, Fungi, Ascomycota, Eurotiomycetes, Eurotiales, Aspergillaceae. Gene Ontology annotation, biological process: protein import into mitochondrial intermembrane space. Bases 1 to 876 code for a protein of 291 amino acids. Gene Ontology annotation, cellular component: mitochondrial intermembrane space.